Hepatospora eriocheir is the source of this 348-nucleotide messenger RNA. Lineage: Eukaryota; Fungi; Microsporidia; Hepatosporidae. The record is from the annotation of a GenBank genome assembly.
AUGUCUGAUGUUUUGGCUGUUGAUAAAAUUUGUCUUCCUCGUCCUUUAUUUGAUGCUGCUCCAUCAAUAAUACCAGGCAAAUCUAAUAAUUGUAUUAUAGCUCCAUUAUGGGAAAGUGUACCCGCUAUACAAUCAACUGUCGUAAAUUCGUGUUCAGCAACUUUACUAAAAGUGUUUGUUACAAGACUCAAAAAUGUUGACUUACCAACCGAUGGAAAUCCAAUCAAACAUGCUCGUCCAUCUCCUGACUUAGAUAUUUCCCAUCCUUUACCUUUAACUGCUGCUCCCUUUGGAAGAUCUAAUUCUGCUUUCAAUUUAGCUAGUUUGGCUUUUAAUAUUCCUAGAUGA